CAAAAACUGGGAACUGCUUACUGCAUUGCAUGGCGAGGCGGCCAACAAUGUGAUCAAAGCGAGGUCCAAUAGCUGGGAAAUCCUGCAGGGCCCUCUCUUCAAGGGCGCUGCGAGGUUCCCGGCAGCUUUGACAGGUCGUCUGUUGGCAGCAUGCUUAGAUAAGCACAACAUAUGCCGCUGCGUUGAGCUCCUUUAGCGGGGAUUGUCAAACUUUCCCAGCCUUUAAAAUAUGGCGAGUCCGAUGGCGGGAUCUAUUGGAAUUGCUCUUUUGUCCGUUUUUCUGAAUCAGGCCCGGUGCGCUGCGAGCAGCCAGACGGUGCGUCUUUUUGGUAGCACUACCACUAUCUGUACAGAGACUGGCCCUAAUGUCCACGACGCAGCUGGAAACACGCCUCCAGAUCUCAUGGAAAGCGGAGAACAAUCUGCUGAAACGCAACCAAUCGCAGUUCGGCUGCCACAAUCGCCGGCCCCAGAUACGCUGUCGGCGCGUUUCUGA
Molecule: messenger RNA, 496 nt
Organism: Klebsormidium nitens
Lineage: Eukaryota; Viridiplantae; Streptophyta; Klebsormidiophyceae; Klebsormidiales; Klebsormidiaceae
Source: the annotation of a GenBank genome assembly